AUGAGAAAAUUAAAAGAUGUGAAGUGUUGUGAGAUAUCUCUGAACCUAUACAUGUUAUGUACCCGGAGAAAACCAAGUUUACUCAUGGACUUCUGUAGGUUUGAGAACACUGGAUUAGACAAGGCCUGCUUAAACACAGUCGGAGACGGGGCCUGUAUAUUAAAACUUGAUUUGGAUUAUUUUGUUUUUAACAAACCCAUUCUUGUUUCUCAUCUACACCGUCUCCUUACAGAGAAUACCUCUGUUUAUAUCGAUAUUAGUUCUUCCAAUCCUUCUCCAUUAUUGUGCAGCAGUACUAUAGUUACACAGAUAAACUCAUCAGUGGAGCAGGUUCUACUCAACCUGGAGAAAAGUGAGAACUCUCUCAUAUACCUGGAGAAUACAGAGUCCUGGAACCUUUCAACUCUAUUCGGGGUUCUUCUAGGUUUCCCAGUAGUCUACUGGUAUUCACAGGAACAGGAUUCAAACUGCCUAAGCAAUCAACCUUUAUGCGUUUACUCAGUUAAAUCCCGAGGCUUUACUCCAAUAUCAUUCUCCGUUCCGGUCAGUUGUUUAUCCAACCCGGAUAUAUCCCGAAGAAUUGAAUCCUGGGUGUCGGCCACAUGGCCGGAGCUACCGGAGAAUCCAUGGAAUCAGGACUUCAACCUGAACGGAGAAAUUUAUAAAUUCUCCACAACUGUUGUAACUAAACCUGUCAUAAUCCUGUAG
Molecule: messenger RNA, 708 nt
Organism: Eurytemora carolleeae
Lineage: Eukaryota; Metazoa; Arthropoda; Copepoda; Calanoida; Temoridae
Product: UPF0739 protein C1orf74 homolog
Exons: 2
Coding region: 1-708 (235 amino acids)
Source: RefSeq, a predicted model, not a curated record